AUGGAUAGGAACGCAAGCAUAAAUAUAGAUGAUUCAGGCUUGACCAAGUUUUUGAUUUGCAAAGAGUGAUGGGAUCAUUAUUCAAAUUUAAAUACCAGCCCUGACCAAAUUGAUAAUAAAAGCUUACUCCCUAUGUGAGCUUGGAGGGUUUAUUUUUCUUUUCGUUAUUUAUAACUUUAAAAGUGGAAUCACACACUCGAUCUCAAUUUAUUCAUAACUAAAUAUUAAAACAAUUUUUUAAGACUAAAAUUUGCCUUAGAAUGCAAGCUGUUUCAAAUUAAAUAAAAAUAAGCAAAGGUAUUGUUUUAGUAAUAAAUUAUUUAUACAUUUUUAAACUAAUUUUUGCAUGCCUCACAGAGAUGGCUGUUUUCCAAAAAAGGAUUUUUCCAAUGAUUUUGCUCGUUAGUGGAGAGGGUUAGUGAAAAAUUCAACAAAUAACAUCAGACAAUUUAAAAUCCGCUCAGGCAUUGAAGAAAACAAGGACUUUGUAAUUGUAAGCGAAAAUGAGUGAAGGUCUUUAGUCAGCCAGUUCGGCGGUGGCCCAGAAAUCGAAGUUUUUUUGAUUGAGGGGAAGCCUGAUAUUAAUCCCAUAUCAAUUGACGUCUGGGUUGUUAAAGGUAAUUCCUCGAUUACUCAAGAACCGAAAGCUUCAUUUUGGGUUUCAGAUAAAAUUUCACUUGGCCAAUUAAAAAAAUUCCUCUGCAGUAAGCUGCAAGUUUCUACAUUUGGCACAGAGAUCGAGAUUCUCGGAAAAAACACUUCUCUUCGAAACUGUGAAGAUAUGAUCGUCAGCAACUUAGGGAUUGGAAACUUCAGCAAAAUUUUUGUCUAGUUCUCCUAUUAAAAAAUUUUUUUUUCAUCUUAAUUUUGUAAUUAUAUCUAAUUUUAAAAUUAAAAUCAAAAUUUAAUUAAAACUCUAAAAGUCUAAGAGAAGAAAAUUCAAAUUUUUGCUACAACGCCAACGACGACUUCGAAGAUGAAGAAGUCAAAAGAGCAAUUCAGUUGUCAUUAAAUGAAGCUGAAAAUAAAGAACACUCAGAAGAGAUUAACUGCGACUUUAUCAAAGAAGAGCUUAAGCCAAGCUUCAGAAAUGACACCAAAAUAUGGGACACCAGAAUCAUGGAGGCCUUCUACGGAAAAAAAGUUAAAUUGAGAAUCCAAAAGCUGAGCCGAGUCAGAAAGAACGUGAAAAAAAUAGAAGAAGCCUUUAAGAAAUAUGUGAAGGUCAUGAGGGAUUAA
Molecule: messenger RNA, 1239 nt
Organism: Blepharisma stoltei
Lineage: Eukaryota; Ciliophora; Heterotrichea; Heterotrichida; Blepharismidae
Source: the annotation of a GenBank genome assembly